UGUUUUUGUUAUUUUAGGUUAUAAUACUACUGUUAUACAUAUUUAUAUAUUUGGAUGGAAUUUGGAAUCUCUUACAGUAUUCUUUAUAAGUAUGGAUCAAAACAGACGUAGAAUAACAGUAAAAUAUAAAUCUGCCAAUCCUUUGUUUGAACAAUGGCUACAUGAAUGGAAAGUGGAUGCAGAAGCAAAAGACUCCAAACUAAAGUACACAUACAAGCUAGCAUUAAAUUCUAUAAGACAAUGUCCUAUUCCUUUUAAUUCGGGAAAAGAAUGCAAAAUAUUGAAGGGAUUUGGUACUAAAUUGUGUCAAAUGCUAGAUAAUAAACUAAAACGACACAAAGAGAAUAGUGAUGAUAUGGGCACUAAUGACAAAAAUACAGAUAUAAAAGCGACUAAUUUAAAUUCAAGCCCAGCGUCAGCAAAUAUAUCCAAUGAAAACGAUCCACAAGCAAAACCAAAAAUUAGUAGAAAAAACGGAUCCAAAGCGAAAAAGAUUCCUUCCCCAUUACAAAAACAAACAUCAUCAUCAUCAUCAAUGGAAGAUACAUCGGAAAAUUCGCAAGAAAUUAAAGGCAAUGCUACCAAAGGAAAAUCUAGAAAAAUAACAAAGCAUGUUUCAAAUACAUCAGAAGAAUCUACACAAAAUGUUCAGGACUUUUUUGUGAUAGAGCCCGGGAAUUUUGAUAUUAUUUUGUAUAUUGAUACAGCAGAAACAGGAAAUCAUUCGCAGAGGAAGACUGAUCAUUUUUUGAAACAGUUAGAUAAACAGUCAGGUGCUUGCCAAUAUGAAAUAAAAAAGUUAAAUGUUGGUGAUUACGUAUGGAUCUGCCGUGACAAAACGUCCAAAAAGGAAUUGGUCCUCCCAUACAUUUUUGAAAGGAAAAGACUGGAUGACUUCUCACGCAGUAUUACAGACGGUCGAUACAAAGAACAAAAAUUUAGACUGAAGAAGUGCGGCAUAGAAAACAUUUAUUAUUUGUUGGAAAACUAUAGUCAUCACACUUUACCUCUCACGACGUUACAACAGGCUGCCUUCAAUACUGCUAUACACGAUGGCUUUAAAAUCAAAAUGACUUCCGGUCCAACUCACACCGCAACACUUUUGCUUAACUUUUCAGUAUUGCUGAAAAGAAUUUUCGAAAAGAAGACUUUAUUCAGAUGCGAAAAAGAGUCGAUCGCUCCAUUAGAUUUGAAUGAUGACGUUGCUUCUUUGAUGAGUUUCACAGAUUUUAAUAAAAGUUCCAUCAAAAAUAGGCCAAUGAUGGUGACUGACCUUUUUAUAAAAAUGUUGAUUCAGAUACGAGGAAUGUCGGUGGCUAAAGCUGUUUCUAUUACUGAGUUUUACCCAACACCUAUGUUAUUAAGAAAAGCCUAUGAAGAUUGUGUUGAUGAAGCGUCAAAAGAAAAGUUAUUAGAAGGUAUAAUGUGCGGUAACAGAAAACUUGGUUCGACUUUAAGCACCACUGUACACCAGUUAUUUAAUUUUACGAAUUAUUAGAUGGCAUAUUCAGUAAUGGAUUAGUAUCUUCUUUACGUAUGGCUUAUGACGGGUUUCACCAACGACAAAUAGUAGUUUUUAGUCCAUUAAAAUGUUACAUUUUUUAAGCUAUACCUUGCAUUUGUUAGAGGAGUCAAUUUUAUUGCUUUAUUGUGUAGGGAGGAUCAGUAGAAGCCUAAGUUCAAGUUUUUGGGGUCGCCACCCUUGUCCCCCGGCCACCAUCUUGGAAAUGGGGUGCAAAGGGGUUUCGCGCUAUACCUCGUAAACUACCAACCCUACGAAAAAUCUAAUUAAACAUACAAUGUAGCAAAUUAAAUUUUCUACAAUUUUGUUUCCAUUACUUUUUAUCGCCACGUGACCACCAAAAAAGAAAUAAACAAAAAUAUGUAAAAAAUUUUUAACAUGUUUCUUUUUGGAGGUUAUAACUUUUUUUCAGUUCAUUUUAAAAUAAAAUAACAGCAAUUUUGUAGAGGGUUUUUCAGCGAACAAUUUCCACUAUAAAGUUGUUUAGUUCUAUUUAUUUAUAUAGGUUUUUACAGCGCUCCAAACUUGACCAGAUUCUCGAAUGCUCAUAGGGAUACAAUAAAAACAAAAGUUAGGCUUACUUUUCUAUCUAUAUAUAUUUUUUAUUCAUACAAUUUAUUAUGAUUUUAACAUUCCUAUGGUAUUAUUAAUCUGUUUUUGACCUUUCUCCACACUAUAAAACUUAUAACCCUAAGCAAAUAUAGAAAAGGCCCAAGAAGUUGUUUGAGGACAAAUUCGCCGGUUCAGAAGAAGAAUGACGCAACCGCAGAAUGCAAAAUUCUUAAGAAGAGCAAAAAACGAUUUUUGAUAUCAAAAUCAUAAAGUAAGAUCAAAAUUAGCCAUUCACCACACCGUGGUCAGGAUCUCGAGAUUUAAGCGUUUUUUGGGGUGUGUCGCUUGUCUAUGAAGUAACAUAACUUUUUUCCUAUUGUAUAUUUUGACUUAAAAUUUUCAAAAAGACUUUUUCAUGAAUUAUAUUUUAUUGUUGUGUUGGUUAAAAUUAUGAACCAAAAAGUUUGUCACUCAACUUUUUUAAGUAAACAUGAAACUAACGAAAUAUGAUGACAAAAUGUUUAAAAAUUAACAACUCCUUUUCUAAUGUGUUUAAACAUUUUGAACAAAUUUCAUUGUUAUCUACAUAAAAGAUGACACAGUAAAAUUUUCAAAAGGAAAUAUUUACAGCGACCAAAGAUACAGCGAGGUAAAUUAGAAUAAUCAUCAAAAUUUAGGCCUUUUUGUAUAAAAUUUGAUUUUUGAACAUGUUCCACCAAUUCUAGUUAAAAAUAAACUUCAUAUUCGGAUUCAGCGACCUCGAAAAGAUAAAAACAGACCAAAAUUGGUCAUUCACCUUAAAUUUGAUUUUCGUGGUCGGCAUAACGGUUGACGCCGCUCGCCUAAUAUAUGGAUAGAAAAAUAUUGUUUUUAUUGUAUUCCGAUGAGAAUUCGAGAAUUUGGUCAAUUUUGGAGCGCUGUAAAACCUAGAUAAUAAAUAAAAUUAAACAACUUUAUAGUGAAAAUUGUUCACUGAAAAAUCCUCUACAAAAUCGGUAUGAUGUAAUUUUAUUGUAAAAUGAACGGAAAAAAGUUAUAACCUCCAAAAGGAAACUUCUUACAAAAUUUUCUCUUAUUUUUGUUUAUAACUUUUUUGUUGAUCACUUAACGAUAAAAAGUAAUAGAUAUACAAUUGUAGAAAAUUUAAUUUGCUACAUUUUAUGUGUAAUUAAAUUUUCUGUAGGAUUGCUAGUUUAGGAGAUACAGCGCGAAAGCCCUUUGCACCCCUUUUUCCAAUAUGGCGGCCGGGGGACAAGAGCGGCGACCCCAAAAUCUUAAACUUAAGCUUGUACUGAACCCCCCUACACAUUAAAAAAAUAAAAUUGACUCCUCUAAAAAAUGCAACCCUAAAUGUAACAUUUCAAUGGACUAUUUAUUCGAUGAAUAAAGUUAUUCGUCCAAUAUACAGGGUACACCACAGUUCUGAUGACUAUAAAGAAGUGGUGAUUUAUUUUUGAAAAUAGUCUCAUUUUAGCUUGACACACUUGACGCAGCGAUGCCUAGACUUCUUUAUCCCGUCUGAACAAUACGUUUUCUCGAGGUCUGCAAAAUAGGCAUCCGUGGCGGCGAUGAUAUCCUUAUUCGACUUAAAUUUCUGCCCAGCGAGUGAAUUUCUCAAGUUUGAAAACAAAAAGAAGUAGCACUGGGCCAAAUCCGGAGAAUACAGUGGAUAGGACAGCAGUUUGUAGCCCUUCUUCUUCUUCUUCUUCUUUUAGUCCAUUUCUAUCCAACUUUGGACAUAGGCCUUCCACAAAUCUUUCCAUUUCCGUCUGCCCUUGGCUUAUUGACCCAAUUCGUCCAAUUUCGCCAUACCGACGGCGGAGGUGUAAGCCUGUGCGUUGUUACGGUGGAAGAGCAUUUUUCUUCACCAAUUAGGGCUUUUUUCUAAGGACCUUUCUAAGAACUAAGGGGAUCUCUAGCACUUCCUGUCUCUAGGAUUUCUCUUUGUUUCAAUCUAACUUUUUAAAUUCAGUAUAACUGUCUUUGUAUUCAAUAAUGUCUUUAAAUUUCUCAAUUAUUGAAAUAAGAUUUUCCUUUCUAAAUAAUUUUUGGUUCUUUCACGUUUUUUGUCCAUUUUUAUCAAUCAAACAAAAAUCAACCAAUAACAUAGAAUACAGUGAUGAGUGCGCUAAUAACCGGGAAAAUAACGCAAAAGAUGGAAAACAAAUAUUGUUAAGAAAAGAGAGAUGAAACUACCCAAGUAGCACCGAACGGGUUUAUUAAGUCUUUUAAGGAUGCUUUAAAACUGUAGAAUAAAACUAAAAUUAAAACCAUUUGGUUUUUAAAUAAACCUUAAGAUUGCAAUAAAACCGCUUUCAGCAUAAAAGGGCCCACUCUGAAAGAGGUCAAUAAAACCAAAAAUAAAAACCUUAAAACUUUGUUUUCUUAAGCAACUGGUUUUAAAGCUGCUGUAAAGGUGCUUUUAAGAGAAAUCAGAGAAAAAAAAUUUAUGGAACGCUUACAAUUUUGAACAUCUUUAACAACAAAAUACUUGGAUCAGAGAAUAUAUUAUCCUGAUGUAUUCUCUGCUUGGAUCUUCCACAAAUAAUACACAAUAAAUAACUUUUUAUUAAGUUCACGUCUUAAAUCAAUUAUUUAUCAAAUACACUAUAUACCAAUAAUAUUUAAUCAAUACAGUGGAACCCCGCCAAGUCGGCCCCCGAUAACCCGGAAAUCCGGCUAACCCGGACCGAUUUUCAUCAAACAAAACAAACAUUUUUUCCCUUUGACUGAUUUUUUUAUCAAGAAAUUAACAAUCGUGUAUACAACUGUACGUAAUUUAGAUGUACUGUAUUUCAUGUUUUUGCAAUUAUGUGUAUUUUCCAAUUAAAAAUAUUUAUUUUACUAAUUUUUACCAUAUUCUCCGGCUAACCCGGAUUUUCGAUAACCCGGAUCGGCCGCGGUCCCGAUUAAUCCGACUUAUCUAGGUUCCACUGUACCUCAAAAUAUUCCCGAUGCAAUGUCAAAUAUUUAAAAUUGUCACUGAUUGUCAUUGUCUGACUGACAAUAUAUGCUGACAAUAUUAUAUUCGGCUGAGUGCGUUGUAAGACAAAGAUAGAUUUGGAAAAUAUUACCACGGCAUUGUGUUCAUUUUUUUCGAAUCAUGAAAAAACCAAUAAAUAUUUUUGAAAAAUUUAAACGCAGAAUGAAAGAUUAAAUUAUUACCGAGGGCCGAAAGUCCCUUAGAAUAAAUAAAAAGUUUAUUUUGAAUGAGAUAUUUGAAAUUAAAAAUCACACUAAAUUUUCUCUUAGUUUUUCACCCCUGUAACUUAUUUAAAUAAACAUUAUAGAAGUUCUCAGGGACUUUCGGCCCUCGCUAAUAACGUAAUCUUUCAUUCUGCGUUUAAAUUUUUCAAAAAUACUUGUUAGUUUUCUCAGGAUUCGAAAAAAAUGAAUCUCUAUUUGAAUAGCAUUGCAGCCGAAAAUACGUACCGAUCCUCUUAAAUUAUUAGUCUCUUAUUGAAUAUAAUGAAACAUAAACAACACUUCAAACUUAUUCUGAAACUAUUUCUUGUGUCUUGUUAUAUUUAAUUAUUUUUGUGGUGUAAUAAACCACAACACAAUGCCACAACCCAUCAAAUUCAAUACUACAUAGAUACUAGGUACAUAUCAAAAUUGGAAAUGAUUGCGUUACUAAAUUAUUCCUUCCUUCAGAUAAUGUUCAACCCCCAUAAAGUUAAAGGUAAUUUUUAUACCUAAAUAUCAACAAUCUUUUACUCUCUACAAAACUGUGGAUUGCCGGAUUUCGGCGUGGAAACAUCCACAUUAUAUUGUCGAAAUAAUAAAGAAAGACGCUAAUCAAAUUUCUAACUUCAAAGAAAGGCAUUGAAUUAUUGAAUAGAAAGUUAUUCCUUUGCCUGUUGCUUUUAUUUUCUUUCUCUUUGUUGACAUACAAAUUUGUUGCAUUUUUUUUGACAUUUAUUUCGAAAUAAGAAAGAGUCAACAAAAAACAAAAGGCUUCCUUCUCUAACCUUAAUGUAUGCAACCCGUCAUUACAUUACGAAUCCGAAAAUUGUUCGCAGAGCGAAAAAUCCUGAACAUGUCCCAGGAUAAGUUUACGUUGACGCCUGCGCAUUGGAAACUAAUCCCGAACUUACUCUGAAUACGUUCGAUUUGUACUGCGCGAACACUACUAUUUAGUGUUUAUUCGACGAACUGUGGCGUACAAACAUAUUUGUUUUUGUGAAACCGGUCUUUAGUAGUUCGUUGUUCCUCGAUAUUAAAAAAAAUGGUGUUUAAGGGAAAAAUUGUGAUAUUUUAUAAUUUUAUCUUAGUAACAAUUGUCUAGAUUCUAGAUCCUAAAAUAUACACAAUAUAAAAAGUA
Diabrotica virgifera virgifera (western corn rootworm) is the source of this 6398-nucleotide messenger RNA. It is a transcript of the gene mus81, whose product is annotated as crossover junction endonuclease MUS81. Gene Ontology annotation, molecular function: DNA binding; 3'-flap endonuclease activity; crossover junction DNA endonuclease activity. Gene Ontology annotation, cellular component: Holliday junction resolvase complex; nucleus. The record is from RefSeq and is a predicted model, not a curated record. Bases 92 to 1498 code for a protein of 468 amino acids. Gene Ontology annotation, biological process: double-strand break repair via break-induced replication; mitotic intra-S DNA damage checkpoint signaling; DNA catabolic process. The transcript has 3 exons. Lineage: Eukaryota; Metazoa; Arthropoda; Insecta; Coleoptera; Chrysomelidae.